Agrilus planipennis (emerald ash borer) is the source of this 2380-nucleotide messenger RNA. It is a transcript of the gene trc, whose product is annotated as serine/threonine-protein kinase tricorner. The coding region runs from base 609 to 2264 and encodes 551 amino acids. Gene Ontology annotation, molecular function: ATP binding; protein serine/threonine kinase activity. Gene Ontology annotation, biological process: intracellular signal transduction; peptidyl-serine phosphorylation. The transcript is spliced from 8 exons. NCBI's taxonomy places the organism in Eukaryota, Metazoa, Arthropoda, Insecta, Coleoptera, Buprestidae. The record is from RefSeq and is a predicted model, not a curated record.
CGUUGUUUCGCUUAGUAAGUGCUACUUGUUGGUUUGUAUCGGACAGUGGUCGUUGCGAAUUUUUGUCGAAACGCACGCAACAAGUGCUAUUUGUUUGGCGCGUGCUGUACGAAUAAUAAAAUAAAUUAAUACGUCGUGAUUACCGAGAUAAUUAAUUGGAAUAGGGAUUUAUUAUUUGUUGUAAAGCGUUCGUGUAACAUUUUAAAUAAUGUAAAAUAGUGAAAGUGUUAUUGGUGGUCUUUCAAAUGUUCCACGCUAAGUGCUAGAAGUGUCGCAUGUUGUAAUAUGCAACAAAAGAUGAUACCUGUAGAGAGAUAGAGACUGGUAUUAAAAAACAAUUCAAUUUUCAGAAGUUACCAGCUAUAUAGAGUGGGAAAAUGUGAGCCUUGCGUUAUUUGAAACAUUAAAUAAUUAAUUGGUGUAACAUCGUUAGUACAGUACAGUGUAUUAAUUAAAGAUUAAAGACAAGAAAAACAUAUUAUCUAUAUCUCCCAAUAAAGUAGAGAAUGUAAAUAACGUGAGUGUGCCUGUAGUGUUUUGUAAUCAUUUCAACAUUAUUGACGCGUCCUCGGCGUCGAUAAUAAACAGUGGACGUCGUACCCCUUUGUAUGUCUCCAUACAGUCGUUACCGACCGCUGUGCGGUUCGGACACAAUGACCGUCUUACAGGCACCUGGGGGCGGUUGUCGACCUGCUGCCAGUGCCACGGCCGCAUGUCGAUUUUUGCGAUGGAUCUCGAAAUUAGGACCGCAAACCGGGCAUAAGCCGGAUAUAUCUGCAUCCCUAGUGGGUCAGCCGACAGCUGUUAUCCAUGGCCAGGACCAACAAACUGUACAUCCAUAUCUACAGCCUGGAACCACAAUGGCGGAUGAUAGGGUCCUGGACAUGACUGCCACGGAGAACACCAUCCGUUUCAGUGUCCACACCCUGGACAAAGCCACGAAAGCAAAAGUCACCUUAGAAAAUUAUUACAGCAAUUUAAUUGCGCAACACGUUGAACGUAAGCAGAGGUUAGCAAAAUUAGAAGAAACUCUUAAAGAUGAAAGUUUAUCAGAAGAGCAACGUCACGAAAAGCGUUUGCAACAUGCACAGAAAGAAACGGAGUUCCUUCGACUUAAAAGGUCACGAUUAGGAGUCGAAGAUUUCGAACCGCUUAAGGUUAUAGGAAGGGGUGCCUUUGGCGAAGUGCGAUUGGUCCAAAAGAAGGACACGGGUCACGUGUAUGCCAUGAAGAUUCUUCGCAAAGCGGACAUGCUGGAGAAGGAGCAAGUGGCUCACGUUCGUGCCGAAAGAGACGUCCUGGUCGAGGCCGAUCACCAGUGGGUCGUGAAGAUGUACUACAGUUUCCAAGAUCCCAUCAACCUCUAUCUCAUUAUGGAAUUCCUACCUGGGGGUGACAUGAUGACGCUUCUAAUGAAAAAGGACACAUUGUCGGAGGAAUGCACACAAUUUUACAUUGCUGAAACUGCCCUGGCAAUUGAUUCUAUCCACAAGUUGGGAUUCAUUCAUAGGGACAUCAAACCUGACAACCUCCUUCUAGAUGCUAAGGGACAUCUAAAAUUGUCCGACUUCGGACUAUGUACAGGACUUAAAAAGUCCCAUAGGACCGAAUUCUAUCGAGAUCUCAGUCAAGCGAAGCCAUCAGAUUUUAUAAUAACGUCGAGUCCGAUGGACAGUAAGAGGAGGGCGGAGAGUUGGAAGAAGAAUCGGAGGGCGUUGGCGUAUAGUACAGUUGGUACGCCAGAUUAUAUAGCACCGGAGGUGUUCUUGCAGACGGGUUACGGUCCCGCGUGUGACUGGUGGUCCCUGGGCGUGAUCAUGUACGAAAUGCUCAUCGGUUAUCCGCCAUUCUGCUCCGAGAACCCUCAGGACACAUAUAGGAAGGUGAUGAACUGGCGGGACACGCUCAUCUUUCCAGCCGAAGUACCGAUCUCAGAAGAGGCCAAAGACACUAUUAUAAGGUUUUGCUGUGAGUCAGACAGGCGAUUAGGCUCCCAGAAAGGAAUCGAAGAACUGAAGUCUGUGCCCUUUUUUAGGGGAGUCGAUUGGGAGCACAUACGCGAAAGACCAGCUGCGAUACCAGUGGAAGUCAAAUCGAUCGAUGACACGUCGAACUUCGACGAAUUCCCUGAUGUCAAACUCGAAAUUCCAUCUGCUCCAACGAACCAGGACGGCGAGGUACAGUACAAAGACUGGGUCUUCAUAAAUUACACGUUCAAGAGGUUUGAGGGUCUGACUCAACGGGGAACCCCCACGAAAAAGUAAAAUAAAUAGAUAGUUAGAUUCCUUCUUUUAGGCUCCCGAAUUAAUUCCGAGAUCGAAGUUUUGUUAUAUAUUCUCUGCUGUUUGUUCUCUUCCGCGCCGAAAAAAAAAAAAAAAAA